AUGGCGCACACUGUGGCGCUGCGAUCGCAAUCAAUAAACAUCAUGGCGAUUCAUGUGUUACUGAUUGUAAAUAUUUUGCUGUUUACGCACACCCAACGAGUGUCUGCGCUAGUUACAGAUUUAAAUAAUGUAAAUUUUGGCUCGUUUACGUCAACUGGCGACGUAAAACUGAUAUAUUUCUACAAUACGUUGUCGUCCGAAGUCAGUAAUUUCCUUAGAAUACUCGACGAAUCUUCGCAACUGUUGGAGCCAUAUGGCGUACAACUGGGAAACACGAACUGUGCAGAGCAAAACGUCCAUCCCUACUGCAGUAGGGGUGACGUAGAGGACAACAUAUUUGUGUUUAAAGUAGGAUGGGAACAUGUUGAGCUUUCGCUGGACUCAGUAUUUGAUGUCGAUUCAGUUGUUGCGAAUGCACUGCAGUUGGUAUUGUUGAGGGAAACCCCCAUCAUCCUUGAUGUAGAGAUGAGAAAGAAGCUGGAGAAGAAUCUUAAAGGAAAGAAGGACUUGAUUUUAUCAUACCACGAUGAGUUAGGAACGCGAGAGCACAGGGCGUUUAUGGAGGUUGCAUUUGCGUACCAGGAUGAUUUUCAAUUUGCACUGACUACAAAGUUUGAGGCAACACAAGGUCUUAGUGGGCAUGCCCUUAAGGGGAAUUUAUCUGCGAUCAUGUGGUACAUACAGUGCAAGUCUGAUAACUGUGCUGAUGUACUCUACAGGGAUGAGUUCAACGUUGUUGGGUUCAUGACCUUUUUGAAGGCAGUAAACCUACCAUCUAUUGUCAAAAUACCACCUCUUGAUUUUCCUGGUGCCGAUGUGCGGAUAAACAGAGUUUACAUUGUGAGUAACUUGUGGAACUCGGAAAUCAAUAGCUCUAUUUCACUGGUACUGUCUCAUCUAAAAUGCAUGGUGCAAGUAGUGGUUGUAAUAGCAAAAAAUAUGAAGCUGAAGGAUUGGGAACGAGUCGGUUUCAGUGUAAGCCAAGGAAAGUUGCCUACUGUCCUGCUCAGGCUCAGAUACCAAGGCUACAAGGUGAUGCCGGGAGAGAUGACUCCUACUGGUGUGCUUAAUUUCGUCAUGGAUAAACUGGAUGAGGCCAUGCGAAGGUCAAGCUACACAACGAUUACUGUUCCCGAGACGGAAGAGCUGUCAGAGGACGUUUUGUCAUUAGCUCAUGAUAGUGUCUUCAAGGCAGUACACAAAGCAGGUGGGCAUAAAGUUGUGCUGUCCCUGCAGGCUCUCACAGACGAAACCUUUGAAACAGUGUUGAAGGAGGAAAACUGUGAUGUCGUUGUGUUUUACCAACCCUGGGAUCAUAUUAGCAUAGCUCUACUGCAAAGCUUAGUCGAAAUUGCUGAUGAUAAGAAUAUGGAUUAUGGGAUAAUCGUUUCCCGGUUGAACUGUGCUGACUGGACACAUGUCUGCCAGCAGAAUCAUGUGAACCACUUUCCAGUUGUAAAGAUAUAUUGCAAAGCAAAUCCACCAGUACAAUAUGAGGGUCUGCUAGAUGGUAAAACCAUCCUUAACUCUGUGAUGUGGUACGUGGAUAGGCCGAUCAGUAUUCCUAACAAAGAGACAGUUGAUGCUUUCAUAUCUGGUAAAAUGGCAAAAUUCUCCAACGAUGAUACAACCCUUACUGUUCUCGGUCUUCUUAAGUCAAAGGAACAUAUAGAAAUUUUUCGUGAAUCUGCGAGAAAGACGACAGGACUUGUCGUUUUUGGUCUCUGCAAUGAUUCCGCACUCGUAGACAGUGUUGCUGCAAGCCAUGAUGUCAUGCCUCCUGCUGUGAUACUUUACAGACCUGGUGACCUGUUUGAGCCAUACGUUGUUACGCUUGAUCUCUCAUCAGCAGACAGUAUUGUAAAUUUCAUCGAUUCAAAUAGACCUGCGCCGUUUGCUAAACUGACUCCCAUUACGCUUCCGGAAAUACUUGCUAAACGAAGUCACUUGUUGCUACUUUUUGACGACACCUCUGCUAUCAUCAUGCACGAUCUCCUUGGCAGACUUUCUGUGAAUCGACUCUACCCUAAGCUUGCAUUUGCGUGGAUCGAUGUAUUCGACAACUACAAGUUGGCCAGCGAAAUACUGCUUGCGUACAAUGCAGAGGUGACACCGCCUGCAGUGUUUCUUGUGGACUUCGCCCAUGCUAAAGUCUACCAAUAUCGCGAAGCUCUGGAGGAGGCUUCGGAGGUGGCCGUCACGGCGUGGAUAGACCGAGUUCUCACCAGAGAGGAGGCAGCACAGUCCAACCUUACAAGUCACGAAUGGAAACCACGUGUUCCCAGCAUCGACUUCCUGACGCUGACGGACCAGCCGGGCGAGACAGUGCGUGGGGACAGGUUUCAUACUAAUCAGUGGGAGGAGGAAGCACACCAGGAGGAGGAGGAGGAGGAGGAGGAGGACUUGAAAGAUGUUAGAAAGGAGGUCGGUGCCGCACUGAGGCGUGAGCUCGAAAACGCAGCUCGGAAAAACAAGAGAAUGCAGAAGCAUGAUGAGCUGUAAACCACUUAAUCUGAAUUCGUUCAUUGUAACCCAGAUUCUACAGUCAACCAACGUAAUGUUUUUCUGUGUACUAUUAGAAUUGCAUAAUGUGUUACUAUUGGAAUAGUAAGGUGGCUAUAUAAUCAAAAGUUGUAUAAAUUAUAUUAAAGUGUCUAAUGUGAAUUUUAAUAUAUUUUCCUGAUGCUAAGCAGGCUGCAUUGGUAUAUUUAUUAUGAUAAGGUUUACUGUGGUAUAUACUGUAAGACAUAGUGAACAUACUUUAUGAACCAAUGGCAUCUAAAAUUAGGGAUGUAAUUUUUUCAGAAUUCUCUGCUAUUUUGCUGAAGCAUUAUUGGUGAUGUGUCUGCAAUAACAUCCAAACCAGGGUAACUUUCUAAAUAUGAUCUCUCUCUCUAACUGAAUGUUAUUGGAAUGUGAAUUGGCCCCUGUGGCAUAGGGAGAAGUAGUUCUAUAUUAUUAUAAGAAAAAUACCUUUACCUGUGUUUUACUACAGGAGGAAUAUUUUUUCAGGAGAAGCUAGCUAUGUUUAUAUAUGUUUUAGGCAAAUUUUAUUUUUUGAUAAAUAUGUAAGAAUGGUAUUUAUAUUGGAAUAUAUUUAUUUAACAGUACAUCAAAUUUAACGUGAAUUUUUUUUUCUUUAGGGGAUGCGAGUUGUAGAAGAAAAAAACCUCCAUCUGUAUUUUUUAUCUAUUUUUUUACUAUUCUUUUGGGAAGUUUUAGGAAGGGCAAUAACUUCACCCCAUUAAAUAACCACGCCACAAAGCAACACAGUUGCCAAGACCUUGUGCUGUAUGAGCCACAAGAUGUUGUACAUGCUAUAUAUGUUAGUGAGUAUCCUUGCCAGCUAGGGCACAUGGCUGGCUCCAGUAUAAGAUCUUGUGCCUCUAUCUUUUCAGAGUUGUGCACGAUACCGGUACCGUAUGUAUGGUAUGUGACUCUAAUUUCGUGGUAGUUAGUAAGAUGUUACCCCCUUAACAUUCCCUAGCAGUUGAGUAUGUAUGGAAAUGGUUGAUGUAGGGAUAUAUGCUUCCAUGAGAGCAGGAAAUAAUAUCAUAUGCUUUUGUGCUUUCUCAACACAAGCCCAUAAUUGUGUAUGUACAUAAAUUCACGGGUGCUCAGACAGGUCUUCUGCUAGGUAUAUAUGAAUUAACCAUGCAGCUUUUUGAAUUAAACAAAUAUGUAAGUGAUUGUAUACACUCCAGUCACAUCUACUUAAAAAACCGCGUAACAUAAUUAAACUUUUCUCUGUAAAGUGGCACAAAAUUAGGACAAGGUUUAUCCACUUUGUGUACUAUGAUAUCGUUUCUCCACAAGUUCGUGAAUCGUUUUGCAUUGUUAGGUUAAUAUUGUGUAAUGUCGUGUGAAUGUCGUACUAGUGGAAGACUGGUAGUUUCUGUGAAAUAUCCGUUAACGAUCAAAAUAUAGCUAGAUUACUGUGGAAAUUUGAGGUAAGCCUCGUUUGCGAUCAUGUACAUGUGCUACUGUAAAUGAUAUAUAUGUCAGACAGUGCGUGUAGUGAUAACGUUUUACAAGCAACCCAUGUCCAUGAAAAUUAAUUUCUAUAUAUUAGAGAAAGACCAUUCCAAAGAUUACUCUGGAAAACGUUGCUUGCAUGUUGGCUAUAAGACAGCGCACUAGUUACUAAAAAAAGGUUCGUAAAAGUAGAGAAGGACUUUGGAGAAGAAUGUAUAUUAUGUAAUCUCAGAAUGUGUUAUGUGCAAAAUGUAUUACUUUUACCCAUGUUACGAUGCUGUGAAGGCAGCUAUGUCACUAAUUUCCAUAUAGGGAAUAGAAUAAAGGGUCUGUUUAGAAAAAUAGCGAGCAGAUUCUUAACAAUAGCUAUGGUGAAAUAACAAAAGUACAAACUAUAAGUUUAUGAAAUGUGUCAAUUAAAGAAGGAAUGUAUCUGCAACCCCACUAUAUUUAUGUGUUUAGAUAAAUUAAAUGUGAGCCAGUCAUGUGUUACUGAAAAGAAAAGAAACUGUUGAAACCACGUAUGUAUAUCGUAUAUAUAUAUAUAUACAUAUCAUUAUGUCAGCUGAAAGCCUGAGGAAGCGAUGUAUGUCUCGAAAGCUCGCUGAUUAAAAUUUAAACACCCUUUA
This is a messenger RNA of Priapulus caudatus, 4604 nucleotides long. RefSeq names its product thioredoxin domain-containing protein 16-like. The record is from RefSeq and is a predicted model, not a curated record. NCBI's taxonomy places the organism in Eukaryota, Metazoa, Priapulida, Priapulimorpha, Priapulimorphida, Priapulidae. Bases 1 to 2502 code for a protein of 833 amino acids. The transcript has a single exon.